This is a messenger RNA of Pollicipes pollicipes, 551 nucleotides long. RefSeq lists its product as uncharacterized. The record is from RefSeq and is a predicted model, not a curated record. The coding region runs from base 39 to 551 and encodes 170 amino acids. NCBI's taxonomy places the organism in Eukaryota, Metazoa, Arthropoda, Thecostraca, Pollicipedomorpha, Pollicipedidae. The transcript has 6 exons.
ACGGCGGCCGUCUGCUCAACACGUGGUCAAAGCUGGUGAUGGAUGUGACGUGCUCGCUGUCGUCCGACCUGAACUCGUCGGUGGACCUGACUGGUCAGGAGGAGGCCUCCGAGGAGAAGCAGGACGACGGCGCCAAGCUGCUGCUGGCCUGGCGGGACUGGUGUCUGGUGGCGGCCGCGCCAGGCGAGAUGGUGAAGCUCUCGACGGACAGCCAGCAGCGCCUACUGCUGGACCUGAUGACGGCGCUGGAGAGACAGCUGACCGCCGACGGCCGGCCGCGGCUGGUCAACACCCUCUCGGAGCUGGUCAUGACGCUGGCCGCCCGCUGGCCGGAACGCUGCGCCGAGCGCGCCGUCCAGGAGCGCUGCUGCAGCCUGCUGGAGGCCUGCAGCGCCCGCUUCGAGCAGGUGCACGUGCGGGCCCGCACAGCCGUGCUCACCACCGUGCUGCACACCCUGCAGCAGAGCUCCGGGACCGCCGAGCAGGAGCCGCCACUCUGGCGGCGCUGCCUGUCGCCCGCCUGCCAAACGCUGGAGCUGGCGCGGCGCUAG